Kluyveromyces marxianus DMKU3-1042 is the source of this 546-nucleotide messenger RNA. RefSeq names its product Fyv6p (gene FYV6). The coding region runs from base 1 to 546 and encodes 181 amino acids. The transcript has a single exon. NCBI's taxonomy places the organism in Eukaryota, Fungi, Ascomycota, Saccharomycetes, Saccharomycetales, Saccharomycetaceae. The record is from RefSeq and is a predicted model, not a curated record.
AUGGCAGACAAGAAACCGCCAACGUUUGUGAAAGAGGGUCUUGCAGAUUUAGAUAAACAGAAGCGUAAUGAACAAAUCAACAAGGAGGUUGGUGAACUAGUUUCAAGGAAGUCCUUAGCGGACCAAUUGAGAGAAAACUCGAAGAAGAAGAGGCACCAAUUUCAAAAGCUAACGAAAGAGAAAAACAGCUUUACGAGGUUAUCAACCGAAGACCUAAAUCAUAUCAAUACUUGCAAGUCGAAAGAGAUUGAAGAAUACCGAAGCUUCUCAAAUUGGGCUGAUCUGGAAGAGAAAAAACGCUUACGAAGGCUGGAGCAAAUUAAACAAGAUACGAAGACAGUCGGGGUAUCUAUUGAUUCUGAUACUACAUCAUCUUCGUUACCGUCUUCCUCAGGCACAAGCAUAAAAAAAGAAUCUAUCCCUACAGCUAUAAAAGUGCGAAAGCUCAAAACUAAAGUGGCCAACAAAAAGUCUUUGGGCAUUGUUUCCCUUUCGCGCAAGCCAACAUUAAAGCCAAGCCCGAAACCCAAGCCAAAAGAAAAAUGA